AUUUCCAUUCAUACAUUCGUCUUUCUAAAACGUGACAUCACUUGUUCCCAAUACUUUGAACAAUGGUGCCUCCAGAAGAAAUCGUUUCUGCUGGUAAUCCUGACAUUGAAGGUGAGAAUAUCCUUCAUUAUCUCUGCCGUGAAGGCGAUAUUACUGAUUUGAUGGCGUUCAACAAUGUUAUCAGUGAUGCCAAUCGACAUCUGGUGCGGCAAUACAACCGACAUGGAAAACAGUGUGUCCACAUUGUCUCCAACCCAGGCAUUGCUGACCCUCGAGAAAAGCUGAAACUUCUGAUGGAGUGGGGUGCUGACAUCAAUGGCCAAGAGCGAGUCUUCGGUAAUACACCACUGCAUAUUGCGACUUAUACACAAGACCAUAAGCUUGCAACCUGGCUGUGCAAUCAACCCGGAAUAAACAUGGGACUUUACAAUUAUUUAUUCAAGACGCCGUACUAUGUCGCGUGCGAGCGUAAUGAUAUAAAGAUGAUAAAUAUAUUACGUGCAAAAGGAGCAAGAGGUGGAGUCUACAGGUGCAGAGAUUUUUGGUUAUUUACCAAAAAAUACUAAGCGCGGUAUGUUUUCCAAAAAUCAAUAUAUUCUUAUCAGCUGUUGGCUAGGUUUUUUGUAGAUUAACUUUGUAAUCAGUGUUCAAAGUACAUUAAGCUGUUUACUUCAUAUACUUUGCUGUAUGACGCGAUGGAAAGUAGUAAAUUAGGUGUUUAAUCUUGUCAUCUACGUUUUCUUUGUUUUUAUGCAUUUUCAUAGAGGAUUGUCAAGCCUUGGGUAAAAUAAAUGUAGCUUUUACUAUAGGUUAAUAAUAGUUUCUUAAAUUGUCAAAGUUAUGCUUAAGGACUUCUUUUCAAUAUAAAAUAGAAACUACAGAUUCUUGUUAUAAAUAUUUUAUUUUCAGAAAUCUUUCAUGUUAAAAGUACAUAGAUUUUGAUAGUUAUUGAACCUUACACUUAAGACAAUGUGGGUAAGAAAAAUUGUGACCGAAAUAGUUGUUCAGGUAAUUAAACUUAAUGAUAAUUAAUGGCUGUUUCAUUUCAAAUAGUAUUGCGACGUAAAAGUAUCUUUUGCCCAUCUCUCCGAAUAGUUUCUUCACUUCCCCAUGAAACUUUAGGUUUUAUGAUUUUUAAACUCGGUGGUCUCCUAGGUAUCCUAUGACAAAAUUCCUUAAAUUGGUAUGUUUAUGUAAUGCGUUCACAGAGUGAUGUACACUUGUAAAAUUUCCAGAGAAAAGGUCAGUAAACUCAUAUUGGGACUGGAAAUUAGAUGAUUUGGAAAUGAAAGCGUACUUUAACUAACCUGCCUUCCCCACAGCAGGCACAAAAUGCAUUACUUCUUUUGCGAAUAUCAUCCAUUUUAAAAACUCAGGAAAACAAUCGAUAUUAAAGAACUUUUAGUAAACUUGAAUUCAACAGUUUACUACACUCACUUUUUGGACUGUAGUUAGUUCAACACUGAAACAGGACUAAUGAACAAGGAGGAAAACAGUACACAGUUUUUAACCUUAGGCAAUUUAUUUAAUUAAACCAUGAUCUGCCCGAUAUUUUGUUAUCUAUGAGUUUGGUUUUCCUCAAGUAGGUAAUUAUUUAUCCGUGAUGACGCAAUCGUGUGGUCGCAGACCGGAUCUGUUUCGAUUGCUUAAACUCAGAUAACUUUACAAAAUGCAACGUUCAUCAAAACUCUCCAACCUAAAUUGGCGCUUUACAAAUAACAGGUUCGUCCCUUUGUUAAAUGAUUAUGAUACCAGAACAGAAGAUAAAUAACUUUUACGUUUAAAAGCUUAAGCUAUUUGCGCUGUUCGUCAUUUAUGUUCAAUAUUCAAAAAGCUAUUAAACUUUACA
Molecule: messenger RNA, 1849 nt
Organism: Microplitis mediator
Lineage: Eukaryota; Metazoa; Arthropoda; Insecta; Hymenoptera; Braconidae
Product: NF-kappa-B inhibitor cactus-like
Exons: 1
Coding region: 63-566 (167 amino acids)
Molecular function (GO): protein binding
Source: RefSeq, a predicted model, not a curated record